Pelobates cultripes (western spadefoot toad) is the source of this 14766-nucleotide messenger RNA. NCBI's taxonomy places the organism in Eukaryota, Metazoa, Chordata, Amphibia, Anura, Pelobatidae. The record is from the annotation of a GenBank genome assembly.
CUGUCCACAACCAAAAGAGCCUGUUCUCAGGCUGCCUGAUUGGCUUAAUGAUGAGAAACAGGAAUCAACUGACCAAGAGGAUCCUGGAUCUAACCCUGGAGGUCAACUACCUGCUAACUGGAGAGGUGAGGGAUUCGGGGAAUUUCACAGGAACUACACACUUUUAUCUUGUGCUUUAACAUGGAUUUGGAUAGAAUUGUUAUUGAAGUGAUUUGUGAAGUAAAUAUUUAAAGGGACACUAUAGUCACCUGAACAACUUCAGCUUAAUGAAGUUGUUCGGGUGAGAACUAUAGCUCCCUGCAGCCUUUCUCAUGUAAACACUGUAUUUUCUGAGAAAAUACAGUGCUUACAUUGAAAGCUAGGAACACCUCCAGUUGCAGUCACUCAGAGGGAAUUCGGAGUUGAUGGAGGCAUAAUAUGCCUCCAUCCACCCAGAUCUGCUGUCAGCAGAGCACAGGGCAGCACUGUGCACGAGCAUCUUGUCUCCCCUGAGGCUGUAAGCAGCAGCAUGUGGGAGUCUGGAAGAUUAGAUCUUCAACAACACAGCUUGGGCUGGCUGCUGACAGCCUGAAGAUAGAAGAUUGGAAUGUGGAUUCAGAAGGCUGGAGAGAGGAGGCUGGAGACAGAAGGCAGAAUAGAGGAGGUGAACUUCAAAAAGUGAGUACUCAUUUUUUAAAAUAAAAUAGUACAGAUUUUUUUCAUUAGAUUUAUUUGAAUCUUUAUUUAUUAAUUUAUAUAUAUUUUUUUAAUGUAUAGUUAUUGUAGCAGAGCGGCAAUAUUAAAUCCCACGAUCUCCGCUGGUAUAGAAGGUAAUCCACAGUCCACGCUGAAAAGUAAGGCAAUCUCCCAAAUCCCCCAGUAACCGGACGAGACACAGUUCUGGGAGUCAACUGAGGUUUUUAUUCACAGCUUCCAGUAUUUAUGCAAGGGGUUUCCCUACUGACAUAGCAGGGGUAACACAGUAGGGGACUACAUGGGGGACUUAACAUUCUGGGCAUUUCUCCCAUCAGGCACUGCUGCACGAGAGGGAUACUCCCACUGGAAUACACCAUUAAAGUGGAUUAUCCCUCCAUGCAGCAGAACCGGCAUUUUACAUUAACAUGUAUAACUUUUACACUGUUUGGUUUAUUUAAACGAAUGGACAUUCAGUACAUAGCUGGGGUCUGAGCGCACAUUUCGUGGGAAUACCGCCCAGAUCCCAGCUAAAACAACCGAACGCCGCAUGAAAUACACUUUGCCAUUGAGUUCGCCUAAACGGACCGAACACCGAUGGGGAACCACAUUAACGAAAGACCGAAGCUCCCGAACGGCCUGGAAGUCCAGCGGUGUUCGCGCAGUCGAGUAGCCGUUUUCAGUUCCACGCGCUCGACGACCAAACACCGCUGGUGAGACAAAGGAUCCAAGAUGGCCGACCGCCGCGUGGUCGGUAGCCGAAUGACAGCCACCUAGGAAAGUUUCUAGUUACCGAUUGCAACAUUGUUGCAAUCAGUUAAUGAGCGCCACACGUCCCUCUAUGUGUGGGCUAUUAGGGGUAGCUCAUUCGGUUUAUGAACAGCCAGUAAAGUCGCUGUUCGUGAAACGAAACACAUGAAUGCUAGCGGCUUUCGCCUGCUAGCAUACGAAUUCCAUGCACAUAACACUAUCAAACAAGGUUACACAUACAGUACAGCGGUUAUUACAGACAACCUUUUUACUUGCUUCAAAUACACACGCCAAGGCUGAUCUGUAUCACUGUCUGUGGGAGUGUGCUCUAAUCCAAUCUUUCUGGACCAAGCUAAACGGUUACUUGGAUAGCCGGGGCAUUCCUAGCCUACCACUUACCCCUGAAUUCUUGCUUCUUUGACUCUUACCAGGUCUCCCACUGCCUAACAAACAAUUUCUCAUCGUGGCAGCGGUGGGACGCAAGACCAUCCUGCAGGUCUGGAACCAGCUGCUAGCGCCCACCAUAGAGUUAUUUCUAACCAAGCUUGCUUUUGUAUUCAAAAUGGAUUGGUUGGACACACUAACUAACAACAAACUCCUCGCCAAAAAAAUUCUCUUGACUUGGAGAUCAUAUAUUCUCACCCUAGACAAAUCUUUCUAGACCAAGGUGAAAACCACUUUGGCAUACACGGCAUGGUUCUCGGCUGAGGUGGUGGCGGGUCGAGAUCCCCUGGCAGUAAUUCCUUGAUGGGUUUAUCUCAAUCUUGCGGGAUGCUAAGGCAAAUCGGCAAUUAUUUUACUAUUUUUAAUUUACUAUGUUCUGUCUAAUUUAAUUUAGUUUGGUCUUUCAAUUCAUGCUUUGGUAGCAGAGCAAUGGAACCGCAGACCUUCCUUGGUGUACCUUCUUUUGCUCUUACAAAAAUUUGCAAUUUAAAAAGGUAUGUUUCAUUGUCCUGAGUAGCAAAAACUCAUAACCCCAGUGCCACGCAAGUGGUAUCUCGGAAAAACUGGCACUGGCUGAGCCUGCCAGACACCUACAUCUAAAGGUGAGUGUCUGGGCUCAACCUCUUGCUUAUUAACAAUGAACUAUUUGGUUUGGUAACUCUUGUUUCUUUUGUUUUACUUGUUUUUUCUGUUUUGUACAUGUUGGAAAAACCACAAAAUAGUGAAUGUAACUUACCAAAUAACAGGUCAAUGUCACGAUUCGGGGAACCCAACACGCUGGCACACACACACACACACAGAAAAGGGGCCGUACCGGACCUUAGAGUGGCCGGGCUAAGCACACACAGAAUAGUCAGGAAACAAGCCGAGUAAGGGGAACCAGAAGACAAGAAUAACGUGAAACGAGCCGAGGUCAAAGGGUAGGAGAAAGUCACAGAGUCAGAUAAACAAGCCAGAGAGUACGUAACCAGAAGCACAAGGUAAAUCCCAAUACUAGCAAGCAAAGACCACAACAGGGCAGGGAGGAACAGGAAAGGUAAGUAUUUAAACCAUAAGGUUAAUUCUGAUUGGAUAAUUUCCAAUCAGAAUUAACAAUCACACGUGGGAGAUAUCUAGACCUCCCACUGUGAUUGAGGCACUGUGCCUUUAACGCCGGGUCAGGUGACUGACCUCGGCGUGUAUAAACUUGGGCGGUCUCCCAGCGUGCAGCGUCAUGCAUGCUGCCGCUGGGGGACGUGGAGGAAACGGCGGGCAGCAUCCGAGGCUGGAAGGAUGCCGCUCGCCGAGCCCACGAGGAGGAGGGGACCGCGGACGGCUGGAGGGUGAGUACCGCGAGCGGAGUGCAGCCUCCCCUCGCAGCCGCCCGCGGGAUCCCAACAUUACCCCCCCUCGAAGACCGCCCAGAGGGCGGGAAGCGGAAGGCUUCAAAGGAAACCAGGCAUGAAAGGAGCGGACCAAAGAGGGAGCGUGCACAUCAGAGCUCGAAACCCAAGACCGCUCCUCAGGGCCGUACCCCUUCCAAUUCACCAAAUAUUGCAGCCGACCCCUAGAAACACGAGAGUCGAGAAGGGCAGCCACCUCGUACACGUCGCCAGAGACAGCGCGAGGGGAAAUGGGCCGCCCGAGGGGACGAGAGAACCGGUUACACAGCAAGGGCUUCAAAAGCGAGACGUGAAACGUGUUCGGGACACGCAUGGAAGGAGGCAGGUCAAGGGAGUAGGAAACGGGGUUAACCCUGCGUAACACCCUGUAGGGACCAAGAAACCUGGGGGCAAAUUUCAUCGAGGGAACCUUGAGACGGAGGUUCCUGGAGGACAACCAUACACUAUCACCCGGAACAUAAGAAGGGGCCGCAACUCUACGGCGAUCAGCAAACUUUUUCUGAGCAGCUGCUGAACGAGACAGCGCAACAUGGACCUGAUCCCACGUCUUCCGCAAAGAGGCGAGGUGCUGGUCCAAGGCAGGCAUUCCCUUGUCGGAGAACGCACCGGGAAGGACAUAAGGUCGAAACCCAUAAGCAACCUCAAAAGGACUUAAGCCAGUAGACGAAUGAGACACCAUAUUCCUGGCAAAUUCAAGGAGACCCCCAUCUCAGCACAAAAGCCCCUCCAAAACUGAGAGACAAAUUGAGGGCCACUGUCAGAUACGAUAUCCUGAGGUACCCCAUGCAAUCGGAACACUUCUUUGGCAAACACCUGAGCUAACUGAACCGCAGAAGGCAGUUUCUUAAGCGGAAUAAAGUGCGCCAUUUUAGAGAACCUAUCCGUCACAGUCAGUAUCACCGUCUGACCAUCAGAAAGAGGCAGGUCUACAAUGAAAUCCAUGGAUAAGUGGGUCCAUGGUUUCUUGGGUAUAGAUAGAGGCAUCAGAAAACCCUGGGGUCUCACAUUAAGGGACUUACACCGCGUGCAGACCCGACAAGCCUGAACAAAAUCCACUACGUCUCGCUUGAGUGAAGGCCACCAGAACUGUUGAAGGAGGCCCUUGUAGGUUUUGGUAACCCCCGGAUGACCAGCAGUUUUGGCGUUGUGAAAUAAAGUUAACAACUUUUUUCUGUCAUUUGCUUCAACGUAUAGUUUACCAACCGGCGUCUCAGGGGGUGCCUGGGUUUGGUAUGUCUUAAUACUAUCAAGGAAAGGUGAAGAAACAACCAAACGGGUAGCAGCUAUUAUCUGAGACGCAGGUACAAUAGGUUUAGGAGUCGGGUUAACAAAUUCUACUGGUUCAUGCUGUCGAGAGAUAGCGUCAGCUUUGGCAUUACGGCAACCAGGUCUAUAGGUAAUAACAUAUUGGAAGCGUGAGAGAAAUAGAGACCAUCCAGCCUGCCGGGCAGAUAACCUUCUAGCAUCAGCUAUAUAGGAGAGGUUCUUAUGAUCUGUUAAAACCAUAAUUUUGUGUCUAGAACCCUCUAAUAAGUACCUCCAUUCCUUAAAAGCUAACACAAUAGCCAAUAGUUCCCUGUUCCCAACAUCGUAAUUCUUCUCUGAAUCAGACAACCUUUUAGAAAAAUAACAACAGGGAUGGAGGGGUUUGUCAUACGACAACCUCUGUGACAGUACGGCUCCCACACCUGACUCUGAAGCGUCUACUUCCAUAACAAAGGGAAGAGAAGGAUCAGGGUGGUGCAGCACUGGAGCAGAGGCAAAUGCCUUCUUGAGGGUUUCGAAGGCCUUAAGGGCUUCAGGAGUCCAAACCCUAGGGUGUAGACCUUUUUUAGUCAGCUUCGUUAUAGGAGAGAUGAGUGGUGAAAAGAUUUUUAUAAAUUUCCUAUAAUAGUUGGCAAAUCCUAUAAAACGCUGGAUAGCCUUCAGUCCUUGGGGAAGUGGCCAGGACAGUAUAGCUUCCAAUUUAGCAGGAUCCAUACUGAAACCCUGUUCAGUAAUGAUAUAUCCUAGGAAUUGCAUCUGAUCUGAUCGAAUAAACAUUUUUCUAACUUACAGUAGAGUCCGUUCUGCAAUAGCCUUUUGAGCACCAUCCUAACAUGGUUAUGGUGUGACUUCAAAUCAGGAGAAUACACAAGUAUGUCGUCAAGGUACACCACAGCACAGACAUGCAAUAGAUCCCUAAGGACAUCAUUUAUGAGGUCCUGAAACACGGCAGGAGCAUUACACAGUCCAAAAGGCAUGACCAGAUAUUCGUAAUGCCCACUGCGUGUGUUGAACGCUGUCUUCCACUCGUCAUUCUCCUUUAUACGGACAAGGUUAUAAGCCCCCCUGAGGUCUAAUUUGGUGAAGAAUUUAGAACCUUUAACACGAUCAAACAACUCAGUGAUGAGGGGGAUAGGGUAGGCGUUUUUAACCGUUAUAUUGUUCAGACCCCUGUAGUCUAUACAUGGCCUCAAAUCGCCCUCCUUCUUUGCCACAAAGAAGAAACCAGCACCAGCAGGAGAGGAGGACCUUCUAAUAAAACCUUUACUUAGGGAUUCCCGUAUGUACUCCUCCAUAAUCUGGUUUUCUUUUUCAGAAAGAGGGUAGACCUUUCCCCUAGGAGGCAUAGUACCCGGUAAGAGGUUUAUGGCACAAUCAUACUCACGAUGUGGAGGUAGCUUAUCUGCCUCGCUCUUUUCAAAAACCAAGGCAAGGUCUGCAUAAACAGAAGGGACAGAAACCGAGAGUGGUUUAGCCGUGGGCACGUUAAGUAAACAGACAGGAUGUACAUGAGCCAUACAGUCUCGUUGACAAGAUUCCCCCCAGGAGAGUAUAUCUAAACAACCCCAAUCAAGAACAGGGUUGUGUUUAACUAACCAGGGAAAACCCAGAACGAUGGAGGCUGUAGGGGAGUCAAUUAUUUGGAAGGUUAACUUCUCCUUGUGCAAAACACCCACAGACAUAACUAUUUCCUGGGUUUCAUGGGUCACCAGAGGUUUCUCCAGUGGUCUACCAUCUAUGGCCUCAACGGCCAAGGGUGUAUCCUUUCGGAUCAAAUUCAGGGCUGCGGUUUUGGCAAAGGUCUCAUCCAUAAGGUUGUCUGCUGCACCCGAAUCGAUCAGGGCUUUGGUUGUUAUAGUGGUUUUAUUGACCAAAAGAGAAACCGUAAUAAACGGUCUGGAGAUGGACACAUGAGGGGACAAAGUCAUAACACCCGAGGACGGAAUGGGUUCGGGCACAGCAGCAGCAGCCUCCUGAACGGCAGGUUGCAAGUGUGCAGUACGAGCCAGUAUGGUUUGCAAAGCUUGAGCAAACUGAUCCAUACGGUGGUCCAAGACAUCCAUUCUAGUCUCUUGAUUAACUAGGAGCUGUGGUAUGUCAGCAGGUUCCAUUAUGGCCCUGUUGUAAUGUCACGAUUCGGGGAACCCAACACGCUGGCACACACACACACACACACACACAGAAAAGGGGCCGUACCGGACCUUAGAGUGGCUGGGCUAAGCACACACAGAAUAGUCAGGAAACAAGCCGAGUAAGGGGAACCAGAAGACAAGAAUAACGUGAAACGAGCCGAGGUCAAAGGGUAGGAGAAAGUCACAGAGUCAGAUAAACAAGCCAGAGAGUACGUAACCAGAAGCACAAGGUAAAUCGCAAUACUAGCAAGCAAAGACCACAACAGGGCAGGGAGGAACAGGAAAGGUAAGUAUUUAAACCAUAAGGUUAAUUCUGAUUGGAUAAUUUCCAAUCAGAAUUAACAAUCACACGUGGGAGAUAUCUAGACCUCCCACUGUGAUUGAGACACUGUGCCUUUAACGCCGGGUCAGGUGACUGACCUCGGCGUGUACUAACUUGGGCGGUCUCCCAGCGUGCAGCGUCAUGUAUGCUGCCGCUGGGGGACGUGGAGGAAACGGCGGGCGGCAUCCGAGGCUGGAAGGAUGCCGCUUGCCGAGCCCACGAGGAGGAGGGGACCACGGACGGCUGGAGGGUGAGUACCGCGAGCGGAGUGCAGCCUCCCCUCGCAGCCGCCCGCGGGAUCCCGACAGUCAAAAGCAUAAAUGAUAAUGUCAUUCGUGUUAUAUUCGUGUACCAUGCAUUUACAAUAAAAAAAUUUUUUAACAAAAAAACUCCCAAGGUAACAAAGUGACCUUCUGUGUAGACUAAGAGAGAGAAAGCAUGAAGGAUAGGCUUAGUUGGAGAGAUCCUUUAAUACAUUUUUCUUUAUGUACAGGAUUACAUUGUUGUUAAGAAAAAUGCCAAGCCUACAAUACAGAGAAGCAGUCCCUGUGUGUUAAGAGGAUCCUGCAAGACUCAGAGCCCCAACACGGUGUGUCCAUCUUACUCCCUGAUACAUGAGGGAAACAAUGAGCAGAACAUCCUGGAACUGACCAAUCAGAUCAUCCACCUGCUGACUGGAGAGGUGAGGCUGCUGGGAAUGGGACAUCAAAGAGUAAAACCAAGGGAUGUGUCUGGAUGGUGACUGAAUAAAGAUGUUGGGAUCUCACUGUCUGUUAUUUCUUGUAGGUUUGGAAGUAUUUGAAAGGGCAAAGUGAAACUUACAAGGAAGUGAUGAUGGAGCGUAACCACCCCCUCAUCUCCUUGGGUGAGACAAUGUUUUAUUAGCAUUGUGUUUGGUUGUAGAGUAGAUAUCAUUCACUUAUAUCAUCAAACACCUGGAACACAGUGUGAGAUCUGAACGGUUAUUACAGACUGGUAAGCUGUACGAAGAAAAUAAAAUUGGUUUAAUAUUAUCUUUACAGAGAAGAUGUUAUACAAGUCACACGUGAUGGCCACUGAGUAUUUGCAAGGCCCAUCCUUUAGUUGGUACUCCAUUUGGGAAAGUGGAGGCUUACUGGACUAGAGACAUUCUGGCUCAUCCAGCCUCUACAAGUUCUUCUGCGUGCUAGGUAGAAACUCAACUUGCUAAGCAAUAUAGGAUUGUCACUGCAGUUAGUAAGUAGUAAAAUAACAUUAAUGGAUUGCUGGAGCUGCACUUAAAUAUAUGACAUUGUGCCAUAACUGGCAAUAUCAGUUGGUCGGACUGCCGUAUCAUCACUCCACAACUCAAUUCUAGCUUGAUCCCAAAAACUAGAUACUGGAGCUUGAAUGAUCACCUCCGGACAUAGGAUCCUGCAUUCACCUCUAUCUGCAUGUUAACGAGAACGGCAGAGAUUUCUCACUCAAAUGGUAAUCCCACACGUGUCUUAGAUGGGAGUUCAUUAAAUAGUGGCCACACUUAAAUAAUAGAGACCUUUUCAAAUGUAACCACUCAAGUCUAAUAUUAUGACUUCAGAACUCUCCGUCUGACCCCUCUGGUAGCAUUGAAUCCAUGGGUCCUCUAAAAGAAGCAUUGCAAUGCCAAACAUGAAGGCUUUCAAGUAUUUCAAAUCUUCUCAAAGAAAUGUCUCUAAUUUCUAGUGAUUGACAGUCUGACAGCCAACAGAGGUAACCUUAUUGGCAAGUGUAACCAUUGCUAUUUCUCAUCAAUUGCAGCAUUUAGGUUUGUCGGGGUGCAGGGAGAGGGUCUUUGCACCAAUAUCACACGAAUAACAUGUAUUUAUUUUUAUAAAAUAGUGAAGACAAGCACCACCAGAAGGCCAGACGUAAAAAAAAAUUAGACUAAUAAAAAAAUCAUUAUUUUAUGGUAACACGAAAAUCAUUUUAUUUAAAUCCUUUAUGGAGUAAAAUUCGUAAAAACACAAAACAAGCCAAAAAACUAAAAACUUAAACCAACAAAUAAAUUAAAAAAGUAAACUGUGAACAAGUGUUUAAUUUAAAAAAAAAUGUUUUUUAAACCUAAUGUGCCAGGGAGUAAAACAACUAUAGUUGUCGCCUAUCCACCUACCACACACUACUUGCAAUUUUGUAACGGUGAGGUAAACUGCAAUGUGAUCUAAUAAGUACUUUGCAACAGUAGCUUAAACGACCACUAUAGUGCCAGGAAAACAUUCUCGUUUUCUUGGCACUAUAGGGUCUCUGGGUCCCCCUCCUGCCGGGCUCUAUGGUGAGGAAGGGGUUAAUCACUUACCUUUUCUCCACCGCCGUGCUCCCUCGGCGUGGGGACUCUCCGCCUCCUUUCACGACAUCGACUGAAUGCUCAUGCGUGGCACAAGCCGCGCGCGCAUUCAGACAGUCUCAUAGGAAAGCAUUCUCAAUGCUUUCCUAUGGACGCUGGCAUAUUCUCACUGUGAAAAUCAAUGAGACAGCCACUAGAGGCUGGAUUAACCCAUAGGUAAACAUAGCAGUUUCUCUGAAACUGCUAUGUUUAUAGCAGAAAGGGUUAAUCCUAGAUGGACCUGGCACUCAGACCACGCCAUUAAGCUGAAGUGGUCUGGGUGCCUAUAGUGGUCCUUUAAAUUAAAACCUAUAUUGCAUCUAUGUCACCCUUGUCAUAUGUUUAAUCAGAGUCAUGGCUGAAUAGAAAAAAAAAAAUUAAGAGAGAUCUGUUCAGUAAGGAAAUCCGCAAAUUGGACUUAUUUGUCAAAUAUCUAAUUUGAAAAAGGUUAAUCCAGAAAAAAAGCUGAAUAAGAUUUGACAUGAUCCCUCUUAGAAGAAAAAUCAACAAUUUUACAUAGAUCUGUCCUAAAGCUCAUUGAAAGGAUCCCAAAGACCUCAUAGAGCUAAUUGCAGAUCCAUGCUCCCAUAGCUAGACUAUCCAAAAUCAAAAACACUAAAGGGAAAUUAUUGAACCCAAAUGAGAUUGAUCCCUACAAACAAUGACCUCGGUAUGACCUCGUUGAGGAAUCGUAUAUAUGAAGUAUAUCAAGGCUCAAAUGGAAUUUCAUAAGAAACGUGAUCCAAAAAUCUAAAAACUAGAUGAGAAGAAAAGAAGAAAAUCACAUUGAAACCAGAAUUAAGGAAAGUUGGUUAAAAACACCUGUUGCUGCUAGCUGUAGUAAGCUCCAAAUUAGUGUGGUAACUAACAGACUCACAGUAAUUGGAAUACUAACCGUAAUGAGUGUAGGCUAAUACGGGUCUGCUACAAUUGAGAUGAAAUAUGUGAAUACUUCCCAAUGGUAAAUGGAUCAGUUAUUAUUCUAGUUUUGGAAUAAAGAAAGACCGCUAGAACAGAGGACAUACAGUAACCCUGAGCUUGACUAUCAAUUAGAAUUUAGAGAAAUCCAAGGUCAAUUAUGUUGUCCUAAAGAGCAACCCCUCCGAUUCAGAGAAAAGAAUUAAAUAAAUAAACAGCAAAAGUUAGCUAAAUGUUCGACUAAAGUAUAAAAUGAUCAUUUGAGAGCUAGAUAAACGGUGUCCAGAGAUCCUAAUGGCUGGACAAUCUUAGAAAUAAUUAGGCAAUAGAGUAGAUAUCUAGAGCAGUUCUUGAGAUAGGGUUAAGCUGUUAUCAAAAAUGUGUAACCAUAGAGAAUAGUAAAAUUAGUAUAAUAAGUCACAGCAUUGCACUAUCCUCCCCUCCCACUGCUUCGAGGCAGUCCCCUAAAAGCUCUUUAAGUCUGCCCUGCAAACACCCAACUGACUCUGUAAAAACCUAUUUGUCCUAGGCACACAUUAGCUAAACAAAAAACAAAACAAAAUCAAGGUUCUGCUCGACGUGUGUUUCGGCGCUCAUGCGCACCUUUUUCAAGAGUUUCCAAUUGGCAUCAGAGCAAGACAGAAUGUUUGUUUAUUUUGCAUGUGAGGCUUUUUUUGUCUAACAAUGUAUUUAUUUUCGUUCUUACAGGGUCCCUUUUUUGUGAACUCGGUAUCAGAUUAAUAGACAGCAGUUGCAUUGUUUUCUUCCUAUGUAAUAUUAUUACAUGUUGUUAUAACCUGCUUUUCAUUGACAAUUCCAUUUGUGAUGCAUUAUGACCUCUCGGUUAAAUAAUAUUAAUAAUAAAAUAUUAAUUGUAAAAAAGUUAAGAAAAAUUAUAAUUAAAAAAUAUAUUUUGUUGAAAAACAGGGAGAAAGAGCAACAACCUAGACAUCUGCCUCUUAUGAUGUCAUUUAAGAAAAUCUAAUUUUAAGAUUUGUUUUUUUUCCCAGUAGAUGAUUCCAUAAAGAGAGAUGAAUUUUAUACUUCAGUUUAUUCUGCGGAUUAUAUAACUGAAGAUAACAUCACAAUUAAUCAAAAAAUAGACUGUGUGGCAGUCAGUACACCAAGCAGUAAAUCACAUAAUGAUUAUCAUGAAAUCACAGAAUCCGAAGAAGUAAAUCUCAUAGACAUUAAUUCAUCCAUAGAACCUAUACAGACUGAAGAUCCAUCUUCUGAUAUUAAGGAGGAAUCAGACUCGUGUGAGGAAGGAAGUCUCUCAGACACAGACAUUUUUAUACCCACAGAAGAUGCACCGAUAGAAUAUCCAUCUACUCUUAUCAAGGAGGAAUCAGACUCGUAUGAGGAAGGAAGUCUCCCAGACACAGACAUUUAUACAUCCACAGAAGAUGCACCGAUAGAAUAUACUUCUACUCAUAUUAAGGAGGAAUCAGACUUGUAUGAGGAAGGAAAUUUCCCAGACACAGACAAUUACUCACCAGAAAAUUCACAGAUAGAAUAUACAUCUACUCUUAUUAAGGAGGAAUCAGACUCGUGCGAGGAAGGAAAUCUCCCAGACACAGACAUUUAUACACCCACAGAAGAUGCACAGAUAGAAUAUCCAUCAACUUAUCUCAAGGAGGAAUCGGUCUCAUUGGAAGAAACACAUGUUGUUGAAGCUGCCAUUUAUACAAUCGAUAGAGAUAUACAUCUGGACUAUACAUCAAAGUGUCAAUCAGCAUCAAAUGAAAAACCAACUCUCAUGAACACGGAUAUUUAUAUACACACAGGCCAAACACAGACAGAAUAUCCACCUGACCUUAUUAAGGAAGAAUCAGCCUCAUGUGAAGCCAGCACUCUCACGAUCACCAAGGUCUAUACACCCACAGGAGAUAAGCAGAUGGACUAUACAUCAAAUAAUGAAUCCCCAUCACCUAAACAAGGAAAUAUCAGAGAAGCUAAAAUGUAUACACCCGCGGAACAUCCACAGACCGAAUAUCCAUCUGCUCAUAUUAAGGAGGAAUCAGCCUCAUGUGAAGAUGGAAAUCCCACCACUAUGGACCUUCUUACCCCCAUGUGUCAUAUUGGAAUACAAAAUAAAGGGAAUAGUUACUCCUUUGAUGGUGCUAAGGUUUCAUCUACCAAUUCAGAGCUUGUUAAACAGAAGAGUGUCAACAAAGGAAAUAAAUUGACUAGUACAGAUUACAUUAGACGUGAGUGUUUUAAGCAGAAAUCACAUUUUAGAAGACAUAGAAAAGCUCCCAAAGAAGAGAAGACAAUUUCUUGUUCUGAAUGUGGGAAAUGCUUCGCUCAAGUGACAAAUCUGAAAAUACAUCAGAGGAUUCACACAGGAGAGAAACCAUUUUCAUGUUCAGAAUGUGGGAAAUGUUUUAGUGAUCUUUCAAAUUGUAAGCGCCAUCUGCAGACUCACACAAGAGAGAAACCAUUUUCAUGUUCAGAAUGUGGGAAAUGUUUUAGUAACCUUUCAAAUUUUAAGCGUCAUCAAAAGAUUCACACAAGAGAGAAACCAUUUUCAUGUGCAGAAUGUGGGAAAUGUUUUAGUGACCUUUCAGGUUUUAAGCAUCAUCAGAAGGUUCACACAGGAGAGAAGCCAUUUUCAUGUUCAGAAUGUGGGAAAUGUUUUAUUGAUCUUUCAAAUUUUAAGCGUCAUCAGAAGAUUCACACAAAAGAGAAACCAUUUUCAUGUUCAGAAUGUGGGAAAUGUUUUAGUGCCAUUUCAAGUCUUAGACAUCAUCAGAAGAUUCACACAGGAGAGAAACCGUUUUCAUGUUCAGAAUGUGAGAAAAGUUUUAUUAACAUUUCAAAUUUUAAGCGUCAUCAGAAGGUUCACACAAGAGAAAAACCAUAUUCAUGUUCAGAAUGUGGGAAACGCUUUAUUGACCUUUCAAAUCUUAAGCAUCAUAUGAAGAUACAUACAGGAGAAAAACCAUUUUCAUGUCCAGAAUGCGAGAAAUGUUUUAAUGAUCUUUCAAAUUUUAAGCGUCAUGUGAAGAUUCACACAAGAGAGAAACCAAUUUCUUGUUCUGAAUGUGGGAAAUGCUUCACUCAAAUGUCAGAGCUUAAGAAACAUAUGAGGAUUCACACGGGAGAGAAACAAUUUUCUUGUUCUGAAUGUGGGAAAUGCUUUGCUCAAAUGUCAAAGAUGAAGAAACAUAUGAGGAUUCACACUGAAUUAUCUUGCUAAGAACAUAGAAGAAUCUUUUAAUUUAACACUUCUUACAUUUCAGAGGAUUCACACUGGGUAGCAGUUUUUUUUUUUUUAGGAUUUACUUAAAGUAAGUUUCAAUUUAAAGGGACACUCUAGUCACCAAAACAACUUUAUCUUAAUGAAGCAGUUUUGUUGUAUAGAUCAUGCCCCUGCAGUCUCACUACUCAAUUCUCUGCCAUUUAGGAGUUAAAUCACUUUGUUUAUGAACCCUAGUCACACCUCCCUGCAUGUGACUUACACAGCCUUCCAUAAACACUUCCUGUAAAGAGUCAUCUAAAGUUUAUCCUUUCUAUCACUUUAGUACUGUUUUAUUUAGAUUUUCUUAUCCCUUGUAAUGUUAAUAGCUUGCUAGACUCUGCAAGAGCCUCCUGUAUGUGAUUAAAGUUCAAUUUACAGAGAAAGAGAUACAAUUGUUUAAGGUAAAUUACAUCUGAUUGAAAGUGAAAACAGUUUUUGUUUUUUUUGUGUGCAGGCUGUGUCAAUCAGAGCCAGGGACAAGGGCUGCAUAAACAGAAACAAAUGUGAUUUAACUUCUAAAUGGCAGUGAAUUUAGCAGUGAAACCUGAGAAGCAUGAUCUAUACACUAAAACUGCUUCAUGAAGCUAAAAUUGUUUAGGUGACUAUAGUGUACCUUUAAAGUCAAAAUGGCUGAAGUGGAAAAAACUCUCUGAUGUCUAAAAUACUUUCAGUUAGGCUACUGUGGUGUUCAAUUUUAAAUUCACUUUGAAUCCUUCCUUUAGUAAAUAACCAGGUUUGUAUUCUUAAUUAUAUAUAAAGCUAAAGUGAAGAAGAAAAUGUUACCCAAAUCUUAAGCAAUCCAAACUAAACAUAUUAACCUGUGUGCAGUUACCAUGUAUGAUAUCUCAAAAAUUGUCUUUCUUAAAGAAACAUUCUAGGCUAAUAAAUAAAUACAAUUAUUUAUUACACUGGGUUUUUGUCGAUACUGGUUUGUAGGGAUGUGCAUGGGCAAAAUAUUCGGUUCAGUUCUGCAUUCUAAAAUUCGGGACUUCGGCACUUCGGUUCAGUUCGGCACUUCCAAAAUCUACAUUAGAAUAAGGAGGGGGAGACCUAUUGUCCGGCACCCACCCCUGAGCGGCAAGUGGGUGCCCUAAAUUAGAAUAGGGGGGGCUGUUUUCCUCCCGCGGCCCCCACUCCUUUUUUCUGAUUUAGGGCCCCCACCCGCCGCUCAGGGGUGGGGGCCCUAAAUCAGAUAGUUCCCCCCAUUGUCAUCCAGGGCCCCCACCUGCCCCUCAGGGGUGAGGGCCAUGGGGGGGCAAUAGGUCCCUUCUUCACUUUAAAAGCCCCCAUUCGCGUAGCUCGGGAGGGGGGGACACAGG